Molecule: messenger RNA, 2676 nt
Organism: Arabidopsis lyrata subsp. lyrata
Lineage: Eukaryota; Viridiplantae; Streptophyta; Magnoliopsida; Brassicales; Brassicaceae
Product: ribonuclease 3-like protein 3
Exons: 8
Coding region: 122-2428 (768 amino acids)
Biological process (GO): siRNA processing
Cellular component (GO): nucleus; cytoplasm
Molecular function (GO): RNA binding; ribonuclease III activity
Source: RefSeq, a predicted model, not a curated record
UCACAAUUUUUUUUUUUUUUUGGCCAAACGGUUUCAGAUUUUAUGAAACCAAAAACCGAACAUACACAAUCACUGACCUAAUCUUCCGAUCUUCGACGCCGCCUUGAGCUUUUGGCCGGAGAUGGAAUCCGUAGAAGCCGUAGAGAAGAUCUUAAACUACACAUUCACUGACAAGAAUCUUCUCAAAGAAGCUAUAACAAAAACCUCUGGUAGUAAUACUGAAUCAUCGUCUUUAUUAUUCGAACGACUUGAGUUCCUCGGCGAUUCAGUUCUUCUAGUCGUCUUCUCCAAUCACAUCGAAAUCACUUACCCUAAUCUCCAUCCCAACGAUUUAAACGAUGUACGAAUUGCAAACGUAAGUAACGAGACUUUCGCUCGUGUCGCCGUCAACAACAACCUCCACCAAUUCAUUAUAUUCGACGCUCCAAAUCCUCUUCUACAUAAAAUGAUUAAAGAUUUCUCAGAGGCGGUGAAGGAAGAAGUUUAUCCAGCUCCGUGUGGUGGAUUGGUGAAAGCUCCAAAAUUUCUUGCUGAUCUUGUGGAAGCAAUAGCUGGAGCUGUUUAUAUUGAUGUGGAUUUUGAUGUGCAAAGAGUUUGGGAGAUCUUUAGGGUUCUUGUGGAGCCAAUAUGUACAUUGGAUGAUUUACGGAAGCAACCUGAACGAACAUAUCUUAGGCUUUUAGGUUUGGGUGAUAAACUCGGAAAGAGAAUCGAAGUCUUGUAUACCAAAGCCAAAGAAGGAACCAAUAUACAUGUUUUUAAGGUCUAUCUUGGUGAUCUACUUAUAGCUUGGGAGUUGUUUCAGAUUUGCAAAAACAAUAACUGGCCGAACCCGAUUUUCAGUUUUGAGGAAGAAGGAGGGCCAAAAAUUGAGCAGAAAUUUGUUUGUUCAGUUAAUAUUGAGAUCCCAUCUGUAGAAAGUAUCUUUCACAUGAAGGGAGAUGCAAAAUCAACGAAAACGCAAGCACAAAACUCCUCCGCCUACUAUAUGAUAGGAGCCUUGAAAUCUUCACUAAUGAGUCAUGUCAAAAGUAAUCUGCCAAUAGAGAAAAGUUUAGAUGAGAAAAUCUCCUCUAAUAUUGAGAUCCCAUCUGUAGAAAGUGUCUUUCACAUGAAGGGAGAUGCAAAAUCAACGAAAGAGCAAGCAAAAAACUCCUCCGCCUACUAUAUGAUAGGAGCCCUGAAAUCUUCACUAAUGAGUCAUGUCAAAAGUAAUCUGCCAAUAGAGAAAAGUUUAGAUGAGAAAAUCUCCUCUAAUGAGUCUUGCCUGCCACAUGAAAGGAGCCUUGAAAGCCUCAGCUCAGAGAUUGAUUCUGAUCCAGUGAAAGCUGUGGAGAAGAUCUUGAAUUACAGUUUCACUAACAAGAAUCUUCUGAGAGAAGCGCUAACACACAACUCUUCUAACUUACUGCCAUUUCAGCGGCUUAUGUUUGUCGGCAAGGCGGGUAUUUCUCUCGCCUUCGCGAAUCACAUGUACCUCACGUACCCUAAGCUCGGACCAAAGGAGUUGACUAUGUUGCAAAAUGCAAAUACAUGUAACGACAGAUAUGCUCGUGUUGCUGUCAAGCGCGGCAUCUACCAAUUCCUUAAAUGCAAUGUUCGUACGUCAAAAAGACAGAUUAUCGAGUUCAUAAAGAUGCUGGGCAAAGAAGAUGACCCAGAUCCAUUCAGAUCUGUGAAAGCCCCAAAAAUACUCACUGACCUUGUAGAAUCUGUAGCUGGAGCUGUGUAUAUUGAUGUGAAUCGUGAUGUUAAAAGACUCUGGGAGAUCUUGAGGGGUCUUUUCGAGCCAAUAUAUACACUGGAUGAUAUACGGCGGAAACCUCAUCCACUUCUUACCCUUUUUUGUUUGGGAUAUAAACACGGCAAGCGAAUCGAGUUCAGGUAUCGUGAGUGUGAGAAGAGUUCAGGUAUGAACGAAGCCACUAUUACUGAGGUAUAUGUCGAUGAUAAAUUUAUAGCUUGUGGGAAGAGUUGUAAUAGAGCUGCCUCAAAGAUGAGAGCUGCUACGAUGGCGUUAGAGAAGUUGUCAGAAAGUAUGCCCAUUGAAUUGGUUAUGGAUGACAGCAUUGAAUAUGAAAAUUCAAAAAAGACGUUGAUUGAGAUUUGCAACGAGAGAAAGUGGCCGAACCCGAUUUUCAGUGUUGAGAGGUCUAGUAAAAGAUUUGUUUCUUCAGUUACGAUUGAGACUCCAACUGAGGAAGGUACCUUAUACAUCGAGGGUGAUUUGGAAAAAGGGAAAGAGAAAGCAGAAUACAACGCAGCCUCUCACGUGGUAAGAACUCUGAAAGCUUCUCCAUUGGGUCUUGUCGUAAGGAAUCUGAAGAGGAAGCAGAUAAGUUUAGAUGAGGAAGAGAUUGUUGUCAAAGAAAAUAAAGAUGAGCAAGAGAUUUUGCAUCGAAACAAGAGGAAGAGGAGAAGGCGAUGAUAGAUUUUUUUUUAACUUUUUUUGGUAUUUCUCUUUUGGGCAGUUUACAAAAGUGGAAAUGAGUUUUGAAGCUCCACUGGUAGUACUCGUCUAAUUCAUGCAUUUCUUUUUGUUUUACUUUUGGUUUGGUUUAGUGCUAAUAUAUGUAGAUUAAUCAGAAUUAUACUCUUUAUAUCCGUUUUCUGUUAGAUCACAAAAGUAAAUUUUGAAGAUUUGGCAAACGGUUGAGUUAAUUAAUCUGUUUUAUA